UGCUUCAUCCUACAAACUUUGAGAAACAAUACGACGAAGAGACGACACGUUUCUUGGUUUCGUUUCUGGACUUCAGGACAGAGACGGCAAAGCUUCCGAAUGAACUGCGUGAUUUUCUGCUUCAUCCUACAAACUUUGAGCAAUAAUUUCCAACAUGGAGGAAACAGAUGUCCAACGUGUCCAAAGGUCCCUAAAAUCCACACUGAAGAAAAAAUAUCACAGACAUAGGGAAGCACUUCCUGUAAAAGCCAUACUACCAUCAAGACUUCACCUCAAGACUAACCUCAAGCCUAAUUAUAUCCAACAACAUGAAGUUAGCUCUGUGGAUAAAUCUGACCUGCGUACUUGGCUAGUUGGUACAACAGUUCUACUUGAAGACAUUGUUAAUUGUGACUGCAAACAUCGUACUAGCCAAAGAACAUUCAUCACGUUUGGGGUAUGUGGAGUUGGGAAAACCACAGCUGUGCAAACUUUUGCUCUGGACUGGGCUAAUGGCAACCGGCACCAGGGAAUCCACCUCCUCCUUCCAUUUUCUUUCUGGGAGCUGAAUUUAAUCAAACGCAAAAUAAGCUUUAUUGAGCUUAUCCACAUGUUUUACCCAAAUUUGCAGAGGCUCAACACGUUCAGCCUGAAUGAAAGUAAUAUUUUAUUUGUCUUUGAUGGACUGGAUGAGUACCAUUUGUCGCUAAACUUUCGCUGCACUACAGUGAGUGACAUUUUCGAAGCUGCCCCAGUGGAUACUCUACUGACAAAUCUGAUUAAGGGCAAUUUGUUUCCAAAAGCCCAUCUGUGGAUAACAGCCCGGUAUACUGCAGCAACAAAAAUCCCAGAAUGCUAUUUGCUUGAAAGAACAGAAGUGAGAGGAUUUGAUGAUGAACAGAAGGAGUUACACAUUAGGUCUGUCAUUGGUAGUGAUCAUCUCACCAAAAAAGCCUUUGACCAUGUGAAAAUAUCAAGGAGUCUCAAUUUCCUUUGCCAGAUACCACCCAUCUGCACAAUCAUGGCAACUGCCUUGAAGAAUCUUCUAAAAGCAGAUGAUGAUUUCAAAAUAACCCAUUUCACUUUGACUCAAAUGUAUAUAGAGAUAGUGAAAAUGGCAAACUCUGAAUUCAUUUCCAAGCUGAAACGGCUGGCACUGGAUCGACUAGAAGAAGAGUUUGAUUACAGUGUGUUGUAUCAAGAUGACCUUUUACGGAGUAAGAUAAGUGUGGAGGAAGCCUCACUUUUCUCCAAAGAAAGUCCACUUCUGUUGAGAGAAGAGAAAGGACUGCAUGAUACCACUGUGUUCCGUUUUGGUCACUUGAGUGUUCUGGAGUUUCUAGCUGCUGACUGUCAAUUACAUGAAAUAGCUCCUUUUGUAUUCUCGUAUCUGUCGUUGGUGGACCAGACACUUGAGAGCCAAAAUGGAAAAUAUGACAUCUUUCUCCGCUUUAUCUUUGGACUCAUUAAGGAGCAAGGAUUAAUGAAUGACUCUCAUCCACUUUUUGUACGCACAAGAAGUAUGAUCCUGGCGAACAUAAUGUCUCCUAUAGCCGUGGUCUUGUUCCACUGUCUGAGGGAGUUUGACCUUAAAGCUUUCCUUUCGGAGGUUGAUUUUUUUUUGACAACAGGCAUCUGCCCAGACUCGAAUUUCUCUCCAACACACUGGGCCUUAAUGGCAAAAAGAGUCAUAAAUUUUGAAGGUUGCCGAGAAACCGUCAACAUGCCAGUGUCUAAACGAUGUGAUGAGCAGGUUCUCGGGAAUCUACCAGACAUUUUGAAAUCCACGAAAGCCAUACUGAGAUUUUCUAAGCUGACAAACAAGUGUUGUCCAGCCUUUGCAUCUGUAUUGCGCACAAGCGAAUCAUAUCUGAGAGAGCUUGACUUGGGAUACAAUAGCAUCACUGACACUGGAGUCAAGAUGCUUGUGAAGGGCUUGAACAGUCAAAACUGUAGCCUGAAAAAACUCAGGCUACUUUGCUGUGAAGUGACAGCAGAAGGCUGUCGCUACCUUGCAAUUGCCUUGAAAAAAUGUGGGAACCUGCAAGAACUGGAUCUCAGUGGCAAUAAUUUAGGAGACGAAGGACUGAAACAUCUAGCUGAUGGUUUGAAAUAUCUUGAAUGCCACCUCCAAGUACUUAAAAUAUGUCAGUGUAACUUUGGUCAAAGGGGAUGUUCUUCUUUAGCGUUGGCUUUGCAGACAAAUCCCACAUGCAUGGGAGAGUUGAAUCUCGCCAUCAAUAAUAUUGGAGACAAAGGGGCCAAUGAGCUCUUCACCAGAUAUGAUAUAUCAUUGUUAACCAAACUGCAGAUGAAUUGCUGUGGCAUCACCACAUUGAGCUGCAAAAAUAUUGGGGAAGCGCUCAAGUCGGAAAGCAGCAACUUGGUGGAACUAAAUUUGAGCAACAACCAAAUAACAGAUGCUGGCUUUGAGCUCAUUUGCACAGGAAUGUAUGCAUGGUCUCGUCUGGAAAUACUCAAUGUGUCAAGGUGUGGAAUUACUACUUCAGGCUGCUGUUAUAUUUCAAAGGUCCUGGGUUGUGUCUCUCAGCUCUACUCUCAUGGGGAAAGGCAAACAGAGUGGCAGGCAGCAGAGUUGAGAGAGCUCAACCUCACCAUGAACAGUUUUGGAGACGCUGGAGUCAAAGAAAUUACAGCUGGACUGAUGAAUCCGUACAGCCACUUCAAAUCUCUCAAUCUGAGCCACUGCAAUCUGACUGAUAACUGCUGCUCACAGCUUGCGUCAGUUCUUUCAUCAAUGGACAGCCCGAUCAGGGAGCUUGAUCUCUCUGACAACAACAUCCAGGAUAAGGGAACAAAGAAACUCUGCACUGGACUAAAAAGUACUCAAUGCAUGCUUGAAAAAUUAGCACUAGCAAACUGUAACAUUCACUCAAGAGGUGUUUCAUACUUGACUGCAGCCCUGAUGUCAAACCCACGGUAUCUUACUGAGCUGCUUCUGAUAGGCAACAAGCUGACCAGUUUGGACAUCACCAACCUUAUUGAGUUAACCAAGAGAAAGGAAUACGCAUUGCAUACUUUAGAUGUCUCAGAAUACUGAGGUGUUAAAAGGCAAAGGUGAAUCACACACGGAUCAUAUUUCCUCACUCAUUUAAUCGUCCACCUCAUCACAUCAUUAAAAGUCAUUUGCUUUUUUUUGUUUGUUUAUGAAUAAAAAUAAGAGCUGUGAUAAGGAA
Molecule: messenger RNA, 3176 nt
Organism: Syngnathus typhle (broad-nosed pipefish)
Lineage: Eukaryota; Metazoa; Chordata; Actinopteri; Syngnathiformes; Syngnathidae
Product: NACHT, LRR and PYD domains-containing protein 14-like
Exons: 10
Coding region: 155-3040 (961 amino acids)
Molecular function (GO): protein binding
Source: RefSeq, a predicted model, not a curated record